Molecule: messenger RNA, 275 nt
Organism: Sturnus vulgaris (Common starling)
Lineage: Eukaryota; Metazoa; Chordata; Aves; Passeriformes; Sturnidae
Source: RefSeq, a predicted model, not a curated record
AUGCUCCGCAUGAAAUCCGCGCUCCCGUACGCGCUCGGAGCCCUGGACUGGGACCCCCCGCACCUGCACAACCUCCAGCACUGCUACUGCUACUGCGGCGGGCCCGGCCACUGGAACCUGAAGAUGCUGCAGUGCCGCCGCUGCUCUCAGUGGUUUCACGAGGCUUGCACUCAGUGCCUCUCGCAGCCGCUGCUCUACGGGGACCGGUUUUACAUCUUCGAGUGCAGCGUCUGCCGGGGAGGGGCCGAGAGUGUGCGGAGACUGCCCCUGCGCUG